Molecule: messenger RNA, 4777 nt
Organism: Erpetoichthys calabaricus (reedfish)
Lineage: Eukaryota; Metazoa; Chordata; Cladistia; Polypteriformes; Polypteridae
Gene: itgb2
Product: integrin, beta 2
Exons: 16
Coding region: 157-2460 (767 amino acids)
Biological process (GO): cell-matrix adhesion; integrin-mediated signaling pathway; cell adhesion mediated by integrin
Cellular component (GO): integrin complex; focal adhesion; cell surface
Molecular function (GO): integrin binding; amyloid-beta binding
Source: RefSeq, a predicted model, not a curated record
CUUCCUGCAAGUUUGUGGCUUUGGCAACAACAGCGAGAGGAAGCAAACUCAUAAUCAGAACUACCAGCUUCAUUUAGUUCAGAGCAAGUACAAUUUUCACUCCCUUUUCAGCGGCAGUACGUGAAAUAAAUAACAAGUAAGAGAGUAACUUUGGUCAUGUGGUUCCUCUUGUUCACUCUCUUGCUGCUGGAUAGAGAAGCAGUUUUGUCCCAGGAAUGCACCAAAACAAAUGUGAAAAAUUGCAAUGACUGUAUGGUUUCGGGCCCUAAUUGUGCCUGGUGCAAACAAAAGAACUUCACAAAACAUGGAGAGCCAGAUUCGACUCGCUGUGAUACUGAACAGCAGCUUCUCAACAGGGGCUGUAAAAAAGGAAAUAUAAUUGACUAUAACAGUGUAUUUGCCAUAAUACAGAACAACCCUAUUACACAAGGUGAAACGCCUACACAGCUGGCACCACAGAGAAUCCGACUGAACCUCAGACCUGGAAAACCAUCAACUUUUACAGUGUACUUUAAGCGUGCAGAAGGCUACCCUGUGGAUCUUUACUAUCUUAUGGAUCUUUCCUACUCAAUGAAAGAUGAUUUGCUUAACGUGAAAACAUUGGGAUCAAAAAUCCUGGAUGCUCUCAACAGUAUCACCAAAAAUUCACGCAUUGGUUUUGGGUCUUUUGUGGACAAAACUGUUUUGCCAUACACAAAUACUCACCCAGACAAGCUGAAAAAGCCGUGUCCAGAAUCAGAAACAUUUUGUCAGCCAGCUUUUGGAUAUCAGCAUGUACUUGAUUUGACAGAUAACGAGGAAAAUUUUAAGAAUGAAGUUUCAAGACAGGCCAUUUCAGGAAACCUUGAUGCACCAGAAGGUGGCUUAGAUGCCAUCAUGCAGGCUACAGUCUGUGAAAAAGACAUUGGGUGGAGAAACAACACCCGCUUGUUGGUCUAUGCUUCAGAUGAUGGCUUCCAUUUUGCAGGAGAUGGGAAACUGGCAGCAAUUCUUACACCUAAUGAUGGCCAGUGUCAUAUGGUAAAUAAACGCUACUCCAAAAGUAAUGAAAUGGACUAUCCUUCUGUGGGACAAGUGGCACAAAAACUUCAACAGAAUAAUAUCCAACCAAUUUUUGCUGUUACAGAGAACAUGUAUCCUGUAUAUGAGGAACUUAGUCAGAUGAUCCCGAAGUCGGCAGUUGGCAAGCUGUCAAAUGACUCUAGUAAUGUUGUAACACUCAUAAAAGAUGCCUACAAUGACCUCUCAUCAACUGUUAUUCUAGAGCACAGAUCCCUUCCAGAAGGACUUAAAAUUUCAUACAAUUCAAAAUGCUCUGGAGGAGGAACAAAUGAAGACAAAGGAAGAUGCACAAAUGUUAAAAUCAACAAGGAGAUUUCUUUCGAUGUAACUGUGACUGCGGAAAAGUGCAUUAGUGAGCAAAGCUUUGAAAUCAGUGUAUUGGGCUUCACAGAAAAAAUUAUUGUGGAAACACAACCCCGUUGUACAUGCAAUUGUGAUGAGGUGCACGAUCCCACAGACUGCAGCGGGAGCGGAAAGAUUACUUGUGGAAUCUGUAGCUGUAAAGAAGGAUUUGUAGGCCAGAACUGUGAAUGCCGACUCGGGGAGAAGAGUGAAAAAGAUUUGGUCAGACUGUGCCAGCGAGACAACAGUAGUAUCAUCUGCUCAGGUCUGGGUGAUUGCGUUUGUGGCUUCUGUCAGUGUCACAGUGGAGAUACAGAAGGAAAAAAGAUCUAUGGCAAGUACUGUGAAUGUGACAACAAGAACUGUGAACUGAACAAUGGACAAAUCUGUGGAGGAAAAGGACAGUGUGACUGUGGAAAAUGUCAUUGUCUGGAGGGCUAUGAAGGCAGUGCAUGUCAAUGUAAAAAGUCUGAGGAGGGCUGCAGAAACAGCAGAAACUCUGUGUGUAGCGGGAGGGGAACCUGUGAGUGCAACACGUGUAAAUGCAAAGAUGGUUAUCAGCAGCCUUUCUGUGAGGAGUGCCCUGCCUGCCAGCUCCCUUGUGUGGAAUAUGCGCAAUGUGCCGAAUGUCAUCUACAGGAAAAUGGAAAUCCAGAGGACUGUAAGUCAAAGUGCUUGAUGAGCUCUGCAAUUGUAACCGAAAGGCUGGUUAGUGCAGAAUGCAAACACAAGGACUCUAAAGGCUGCAUGAUAUUCUUUAACAUGAGGCAACUGGAUGGAGACAAUAUCUAUUACAUUGAAGUCAGCAGACACAAAGAAUGUGUUGAACCUCCAAGCAUUUCUGCCAUUGUUGGAGGAACAGUAGCUGGAGUAGCACUGAUUGGCUUGCUUCUUCUUCUUCUAUGGAAGGCAGUCACUCAUUACCAAGACCUUAAGGAGUUCCGCAAAUUUGAAAAAGAGAAGCAAAAAGCCAAGUGGAACAAUGCAGAUAAUCCACUUUUCACAAGUGCAACUACUACUGUAAUGAAUCCUCGAUUCACUGGAGAUGGAAAGUAGACUGAAGACGUGCAGGAUUGGUAGCUGAAAUCAUGUUAAAUUUAAUAUUUGCUAUUCUUAUGAGUAUUAUUAAUUCAGAUGUAUAUGACUGUUACUUACCUGUGUUAAUUUGUUAAAGGCCUUUAGGAGUAUUUGUUUUACAUUACCAUUUCAGUUUUUAAAAAUUCAUCAUUUAAACCUGGUUGGACUCUGUCCCUGCUGUCAAAUUCAAUAUGGAAAGAAUGAUGGCUUUGCUUCCCUCUGAACUCAUUUGCACAAAAGGCCUGGUAGGUUUUAAUUUAUUUUAUGAGGCCCUCUAGUGUACACAUUUGGAACUGCACUGAAAACCUGCAAAAUAUUUACUUGGAAAUGAUUUUAUGGUCCAUCUUUACGUGAACUUUCUUACGUUUUUGCUAAACAGAUUAAAUUACACAUUGUGUGCUCAGAGAUAUUUUAAUAUGCUGCAGAAUCUUUUUUUCUGAUUUUUGCUAGAAACAUUACAGAGAUUUUGUUUACUUCUUGUAAAGGGGGUGAUCACAUUGCAAAGAUCAUAAUUGUGCAGCCUGUUGCUUGAUGGUAUUUUACAAAUUAACCUGCUUUACUCCUCUGCGAGAAGACCACCUUUGCUUGUGACUUUCCCCAAAUGCGCUCUGCUCCUUCUGUCUUCUGUUCCCCACCGUUAAUUUGUUAGUGUAUAAACCAAGACUGAAUGGUAGACGUUUCAGAAUGCAAUUUACAGGUAAAAAAUGAAAAGAAACUUCAAAGCAGAGCCCAUCUUUACACACAAAAAAAAAACAUGAUUGUUGCGCUAAGAAAAAUGCAUUUUCCGCAAUGUGAUUGCACUUUGAAAAUGUAGCAAAACUUUAACACAAAUGUAAAUUGUGUUAAGAAUGGUCUAAAUCAGGGCCGUCUUAACGUGUAGGCACAAUGGGCACUGGCCGGGGGUCCACGAUAUUUCUAAUGCCUAUGUAUGUUUCUGUUUUGCUUUCAAAACUGGAGCCCCAGUGCAAUACUUCAUCCAUGGGGCCUAUGAUGCUAUUAAGAUGGCCUUGGAAAUAAGUUUGUUCUAUAGCUUCAGUAUUCAUGUGUAACAUGACUUGUCACAUUUUCUGCAUACUUUUUAUGGACAAAUCUGGUUUAUAAAUAAUAUGUUAUAGUAAACCAGUGCAGCCUUUAGGGUAACAAAGCUCCAACAUCUUUACAAUAAUCCAGUCACCCACCAUCAGAAUGAAGGCUUUCGACAUAAAUGGAGUGCUUGGUGAUGGCGAUGUGCCCGCUGUCACUUUAUGUCUAAGAGGCUGCACCUUACUGUUAUUGAGGUGUAAAAUGGAAUGCAAAAAAAAUUCAAAUUAUAAAAAGAGAGGCCAUUCAUUUAGGUUCAAAGACUACACUGUCUAAGAAGGGAUGUCUUUGCAACUGAUAGAUAGAUAGAUAGAUAGAUAGAUAGAUAGAUAGAUAGAUAGAUAGAUAGAUAGAUAGAUAGAUAGAUAGAUAGAUAGAUAGAUAGAUAGAUAGAUAGAUAGAUAGAUAGAUAGAUAGAUAGAUAGAUAGAUAGAUAGAUAGAUACUUUAUUAAUCCCAAUGGGAAAUUCACAUUCUUUAAAUGAAAAUGGUAGAAACGUCAAGCAGUUUUCUUCUUCUAGCUGCAACUGCUUUUGCCAUCAUGGACAGGACUGAGGCAUAAAGUUGAACAAACCCUGGGUGGCUCAUCCACCCAUCACAGUGGGGGACGCUCAUGUAUACACUCACGUGAUGAACUAAAUUCAUCCCUUAACUGAAUCUUUGGCAUGUGGGAGAAAUCCAGAAGGACCAUCGAAAAUUCACCCAAAGACCUGGAGAAUCACACAUAGACCGUGAAGCGGCUGUGAUUUAAACCGAGCGUUAACAUCGGAAUGAUUGUGUCAUAUUUACAAUAUAUUAGUCUGAAUGCACAUUCAUUCACUGCCACAUACAUAAAGGCAAGUUACGGUACAUACAUUUCUUGGAAGUAAGUUAUGAAAAGUAAAUGCACAUAUUUUUAUGACAUUUUAAUAACUCAGCUAUAUUUGAAUACAAUUUACACUCUAUUGCAACACUGGUAUUUUCUUAAUCGGUAUUUGUGAAAUAAUUUUGUAAAGUUAUGUGUUUUUAUCUGUAAUAUUUAAAUAAUUUACAUAACAAAUUUAACAAUUUCUUAUCUUUUCUAUUCAAAAUAUUGGUUUGGAUGAGUUGUUAAAUAGUUUUAUAAGAGUAAUUUAAGAAAAUUAAAUAAUAGUAUUCAUUCUUUUUAUAGCCCAACCAACUCUGAAUGUGAAAAUGCCUUGAACAAGUUAAUAAAAAUAAUUCUCACCAAAGAAAUA